AUGGAAAAGAAAUAUAAUGCACAAAACGAAACGUCGCAUACACCAAAUAGUGAUAUGGCAUUCGAUUACAGUGAAGACGAUAUGGAGCAAACGAAAAACUUAAAUGACAGUAGCAGUGAUAACACGAUGAGCGAAGAAUUUCCAUUACACAAGAUUGAAACAUUCAUUAAAGAACAAAGUGAUAGUAAUAGUUACAUGAAGGAAUACAAUACUGAUCAGAAACAUACGGUUAUUAAUAACAAUAUCAGUGAAGAACCUUUGCCGUUUGCUGUUGAGACUGCAGAUAAUGUCGGUGAAAACGUAUACAAUUACGAUAACAACAACAAUAACAAUAACAAUCAUAGCGAGAAGGUUGGAUGCGUUUCAAAUAAUUUUUACGAAGAAGAUGUGACACACAGAGUUUCGAAACGACGAAGAUGUGUUCCAAAAGUGUUUACUCCAGAGGACAAGAACAGAAAUAUUUGGUGCCUGUGUCAACAAGGAGAUAAAGGGUUUUAUUUAGUAUGUGACGUUAAAAAGCCGGGAUGCUUAGAAUUCUACCAUCCAGCUUGCGUAGGGUUAAAUAAUUUAAAAUCGAAGGUUGACGGCGAUAAGUACAGCAACUGCUCUGAUGGAAAGUCUUACAUCUGUCCUCUUUGUGCCAGUCAAUUUUCUCGUAAAAAGUGGUACAAUACGGAUGAUUUAUUAUCCAUUUCCAAAAGCUCAUGUGAUAGUGAUGAUGAUGGAAGUAAGAUCGAAGAAGAAGCUGGUAGUUUUCAGGAUGUCAAUCAGUUACAUGAAUUGCAUAACAGCGAAGAGAAUGAUUUAUUCCAUAAAAAUGAGGUAGCUGAUGAUAACGGGUAUGUUUUGUCGACGAUGUUAACGAAAGAUUGCGAAAAUAGAUUCGACAAUAAAUGUAAACAAACCUGCGAUUUCAUCAUUAACCAUUUCACGGAUGCUUAUCCAAGUUUGUCACCGAUUGGGAGUAUUGAAAAAGAUGACAUUUCAGACGAAGACUUUGGUAGCUAUUUCACUGACGAAAGCUUAUAUGGUGAUGAUGUAGCCGAAAUGGGGAAUGACAAUUGCGACAUGGUAAACAAUGAAGACUCUCCUUACGAUUGUGAAGCCGAGAUAAGCAAUAACGGAUCGAAUGAUACAUCAACAAAAUCUGAUUCUGAUAAUUUCGUUAGGAAUGUAGAAGACGCAGAAAGCGACGAUAUUCCUGUGCCACAUGAGACUUUACGUAGGAUGAUGGAUUGCCCAACGUUGCCAACUGGAAAUACAUUUUUCAUAGCUCCCAUUCCUACAUCAGCUUGCUUUCGUCUAACGAAAGAAGAGUGGAACAGAAUACGGCCUAAUAACGAAAAACCAAAUACAUUGAGAUGUCCUUGGACUGAUAUAAUGGCACGAUAUAUGAAGGAAUCCAAUAACUUUUGCACUUUUCACUUUAGACGACAUUACAUUACUAAGGAGAAUUCUAGAAAGCGUAACACGCCUGUUGUAUUUUAUGCAUUUGGUCAUUGCAUAUUUGAAGAUUGUCCUUGUACAUUCCAACUACAAAUGAGGCGUGAAGACCUAGUCACCAAAAAAAUCACCGUUAUUUAUAAAGGUUCCGUGAAACAUUCUGCUGGAGAGAGACAUUCUAGAUUUAUAAAGAGUGAUACUCGAAAAGACAUGUCAAGUAAAUUUCAUAAAGGGGCUGAUAAACCUUCCAAAGUGUAUCAAGAACUAAAGGAUAGUCUGUCCGUUAACGCGAAGGCAUCAGGUAAUAGGACUAGUUGUGGUAAUCAGCCUAGUACGAUGAGGAAAAUCGCAAGCGAAGGACUUCAACAGACACAGCUAGACAAAGAUGUAAUGAAUUCAAUGAAGAAGGUUAUGGAUGAAUUGAUUAAAAAAGAAAAAGAGCGUGCAAUGCCACCAAGAGCUAUAGAAGGAUUUGUUCACACUAUUUCUUUCUUUCCACUUUCGGUUUAUAUGUGGACUGAAGACCAAGUACGACUGUGGCAUCAUUUGUGUGCUAAGGAUAUAGCUUAUUUGGACGCGACAGGAACUAUUGUGAGGGAUUUCAUGGGAAAGAGGGUAUUGUAUUACGCCAUUGUUGUUCGACAUCCCAAAGAAAAAACCCCACCUAUGCCAGUUGCUGAAAUGAUAACGAAUGAUCAUAGCGCUCCCAGUAUCCGCGCGUUUAUUGAGCGAUUUAGGAGAGAUGAGUCUAAAAUAUUUAAAGGAAGGCAACAAAUCCCUCGGCAAAUGAACACAGAUUAUUCAAAAGCGAUAAUAUUAGCCGCGUUGAAAGAAUUUAAUUGCGAAUCUCUUCAAGAUUUUUUAAUCAGAGUUUUUAAAAUAUUGCGAAUGGAAGCUUCGAAUGAAGAUUUUAAGUUCAUGGUACCACAUGUUGGAUGUAGCCAUUUCAUGAGCAUCAUGCAUAGAAAAUUAAAAGCUAUUGUACGUUCUCGUAAGAAAGGGAAUUCAAAUAGAAGUACAAAUACAAAAUGUCAGGAAGAUGAUGUUUGGUAUCGUUUUAACAUGUACUGCGUUUCGUUGUUGGUUAACGCAAGGACACUAGAUGAAUUUGAUUCGAUUCUAGAAGAUGUCGCUACGUGCUUGCUGAACGAACGUCAGAAUAACGACGUUUUAAAAGCUUUUACUAGAUUAUGGGAGAUGAUUCACUAUAUGGAAGACAAGGACAAAGCGUUUAAUGCGGAAGAAGCGUCCAUGCAAGAUGAAAGUAAUAUAGAUGUCGAAGGUACUAAUUUGGAAGACGAAGUGUAUUGUAAUCCUUUCAAUAGAUACUAUGGCAAAUUAAUUGCAACAUAUAAUAAACGUGCUUCAGAUAAUAAUAAUAAGGGGAUGAGUGAAGAUGAUGAUAGUGAUGAAAAUCACUGCGCCGAAAAUCGAAGCUAUUGUCCAGAGUUUUUUGCUUUCUUGGAGUCUUAUUUACCUGAGAUGCCAUUAUGGUCUGGUGUUCUUCUAGGUUCGCUAGAUAGAUACAUAUGCUAUAACCCUUCAGAGUACAACAAUUUGGAUGAUUACCCGUACCUGUCAUUCAAAUCUGCAAACGCUAGAACUGAAGGCUAUAUAGAAGGUAUGAUGAGAAAUUUAAAGCAAGAAGACUUUCCAGGAAGACGACGAUUACGACCAGACGCAUUUGUUCUUGAAAACUAUCCAAGGAUUAGACGAAGAUUGACUGACUUUUCAGACAGAUUCGUUAGCAAGAAAACGAAAAGAAGAAAAAUGCGUACCGGAAAAAUUAAUGAUGAGUCUUCUUCAGUAGAGCAUGUUAAUAAUAAUACUACCAAUGCUUCACAUGAAAGUAAAACUGUAGAAGGUGAACGCAGCUGCAAAAAAACGGAGAAAGUAUCAAAGAAAUUAUAUAAAAGAAAGAAAAUUGACAACGAUAUAGAUUCAGUAAGGCCAGUACCACCUACUCAUGCUAGUAAUGGUUCACACGUAACUAAUAAAGGCAGAAAAAGUUAA
Molecule: messenger RNA, 3456 nt
Organism: Paramuricea clavata
Lineage: Eukaryota; Metazoa; Cnidaria; Anthozoa; Malacalcyonacea; Plexauridae
Source: the annotation of a GenBank genome assembly